Molecule: messenger RNA, 216 nt
Organism: Parnassius mnemosyne (clouded apollo)
Lineage: Eukaryota; Metazoa; Arthropoda; Insecta; Lepidoptera; Papilionidae
Source: the annotation of a GenBank genome assembly
AUGAGUUGUAGGCGAAGUAGACAGAAUGAUUUAAGCUGUGCAAUGCGAGAUAUAAAAUGGAGACACGUGAUAACGAAACGAUGGCUACACGUCCCAGCCACCUCACCACCGGACCGUCGUAUCUCGCUCCCACUUAACGUCACCCGUUGCCAACCAACGAGAAAAAAUCGACGGGACAUUAACGAAAGGCAGGCUUUAUCGCAACGAGUGCUCUGA